Messenger RNA from Anoplopoma fimbria (sablefish), 3457 nucleotides. Its product is annotated as protein FAM110A. Lineage: Eukaryota; Metazoa; Chordata; Actinopteri; Perciformes; Anoplopomatidae. The record is from RefSeq and is a predicted model, not a curated record.
GUCUUCCUCGGCAGUAGGAGGAGGGAAGCAUAUGAGUCUGAGGAGCAGAGAGACGCUCAGGACUGUGGGGCUCUCAUGCUGAGCUGCCGGACGGCUUUUUGUGUGUGUUGGCUCACAGCUGGACAGGCGGACGGGCUUGACGUACGAGUUGGACAGAGAUCGUGAAGGAGAACUCAACGGCUGUCCUGCUGCCGGUGUCGUUGCCGGCCGAUCUACCGGAACCUGCAUUUCGGAUUAAAGAGCUCCGCUGCACUGUGGCUGACCGGUGACCCCGAUCUGCAGCCUCACAACCCAUUUCUGGGUCAACCACCGAGCUAAACAGAGGUGGUCUGGCCGGGCCUGAUGUGGAAUUUGACCCCGACCGACCCCGUUCAACAAGUAGGAUAAAAGAGCAAGAGGAGGCGAAAGGGAAGAAAAAGGAGGAAGAAAACGGAAAGAAGUGAGAGCAGCAGCACAGCGACCGCUUCCCAGCAUGCCGGUGGAGACCCUGCGGCCCUCAGACGGCCGUCUGGCCGGGGUCCCCUUCACCUCCGCCAUGCCCUUCAGGAUACUUCACAAGGGUCCAGACUACUUCCGUCGCCAGGUCGACCCUGGGGCCCGCAAGCUGAGUGCCGUGGAGCGCCUGGAGGCCGACAAGGCCAAGUACGUGAAGAGCCAGCAGGUGGCCCUCACCCGGCAGGCCCCCAUCAAGGCCCCGAUCAUCCGCAAGCCCCUGGUUCCCCCGGGGAUGAUGCUCCAGUGCCAGAUCAGCACUCCUCCCGCCCGCAAAGUUCCCCGCUGCCCGGCUGAUGUGGAGAACCGAGGAGGGAGGGACGGGCUGGGAGGAAGAAGAGGGCCUGCUCUUAACUUGGAUAUUCUGAACAAUCUUAUCAAUGAUGUAUGCGAUGGACCCAUGCCCUGCUCCCAGUCCUCUUCCUCCACCUCCCCCUCCUCGUCGUCUCCCUCAUCGGGAGCCAAGAGCAUCGGCAGCAGCCUGUCAGCAGAACAAGAGAGGAGCAACCGGCUCCUCAACAACCUCAAACCAGUGAAUCACGGCACAGUCAACUCCUCAUCCACCUCCUCCUGCACUUCCUCUCCACUCAACAACAACAUCAACCUCCGGACCCCUGUGGCAGAACCUACCCGCCGUCCUCCCCCUGUUCCAGCACGGGUACCACUCGGGGUUCCCGUGCCCUACAGCUCCCCGAACUCAGUGACAGUGCGCAGGGUGGACGUUCGGCCCCUGGCUGAGAUAAGGAAGCCUCAGAGGGCCCUGCUGCGGCCCGAACUCAGGCCCAGACAGACUGCCCAGGGCCAGGUCGCACACCCCCAGGUCCCCCCUCCACCACCUCCUCCGCCCUCUCAGAACCAGCCCCAGCCCCAGCUCCUCACCCCUCCCAAAGCCCUGCCCUCCCCUCCAGUCUACCUGCCGCCUAGUCCCAUGCUGGUGCGAGCCGGCAUGAUCCCGCCAGUCCCCGCGUUCACCCGCAUAUCAAACGCCAGCUCCAAGGGGUCCGGGCGCAAGCACCCGUCCUUGCACCGCUCCAAGUCGGACCUGAGCGACCGCUACUCCCGCGCCACCGCCGACCUAGAGCGUUUCUUUAACUACUGCGGGCUGGACCCGGGGGAGGUGGAGGGCAUGGGGGGAGUGGAGCGCUUCACCAGGGCCAACUCGGACAUCGUGUCCGUCUCCAAGCUCCGCAGCGUCAGCACGCCCAGCUCGGAGUGCGGGGACGAGGCCUUCCGGGCGAGGGAGGACGGUGAGGAGGGCGACGGGCCCGCCCAGGCCAGCGAACGGGUCCCGUACGGGAUCUCCGUCAUCGAGAGGAACGCUCGAGUCAUCAAGUGGCUGUACGGCAUCCGACAGGCGCGAGACACCAACAGCGCCGUGUCCAACGUAUAGACUAACGAGGACUUGAAAAGACUUUUUGUACAAAUACAUACGCCUGAAGAAGGGAGAGCACAUCUUCUGCUGCCUUACUUUUGAGGAUAAUCCAGUAGUUGUUUCUUUUCAUUUUACCGUGAACACUCACACUUGUUUUGGAGAUUACACAUCAGUGAUUGUUUUCCGGGCUGCAAGUCAGGACUGCUUCCCUGCAGGACUAAAUGGACGAUACAUUUCCCUUUUCCUUCACUUGAUCUUAUGUAACAAUACUGGUAUACGAAAGCAAUAAUAGACUGGUAUAAAUGAUGAUGGUGAGGAUGAAGGCAGAGGACAUUUAUGUUUGUGGUUCCUCAUGUUAAGGUACUUAGUGUGUGUGUGUGUGUGCGUGUGUGUGUGUGUGUGUGCGUGUGCGUGUGUGUGAGCAUGUGUGUGUGUGUGUGUGUGCCAGGGAGCUCCGCAGCACAAAGCCACUGGAACUUGGCUGCAAACUGCUGGAGAAAGAGAACCAUGUUGAUACUGUGAAACUUCACAUUAAAAAAAAAAAAGCUUCCAUAAACACAUUUGUAUUUAAAAAAACCAACCUUUUGGCUGUAAGACUGUUAUUAUUGAAAUUUCUGUCAGCAUGCGAGUGAAACAUUUUGUACACAUUAAUUUUAGGGUUAAGUCAACGGAGCGCACACUUUAGUCUCAUGCGGAUAAUCACUUCACGGCACAGACGUACGUUCGGGUCUAUUACAGUAAAUACGGGAGCAGCUGCAGAUAACGCAGUCUGUGUGUGUCUCAGCUGCAACGCUGUCCAGGUGUGCGUUCUGUGCCUGAAAAAUCUGUUUACGAUGUAUGUCUCUGCACGUAUGAGUGGAGCAAGUCAUAAGAUAAGGGCUGAGCUCUUAAGUGGAUGGUUUUUGAAGUAAGUGCAGUGUGAAAAAGUUAUUUUGCCUCCAGUAAAAAUGGAGAGAAAAUCAAAGGACGGGUAAAAAAGGCAGACGAAAAAAAGAGUAUAGAAGAGAGAAAAAGAGAAAAUAUCUAUGGCGGUUCUGAAAGUGUCUCAGGAAGAUGCACUUGCCAUACUAACGAAUAUGGACCAAUAUUUAUUUGGAAAGUUUUAACUUAAUGUAUUUUUUAAUAUCGGACAACUUUGUGUACAGAAUUCAAUCUUCGCUCUUAAGUGCAAUCUGAUCACGUCUAACGCAAUAACAGUACGUUUGUAGGAUCCCAUUUAAACACACACUCAGAAACGGGCACCUGUCACAUGCUGAAUGACAGUGUGUGACAUGUGACCUAAAGAAAGUGAGACUGUUUUGUAUUUAUUUGAACUUCCUGUUUAUCGCAGUGGGAGGGAGACAGGAGGUCAGUCUCCCCUGUACCGGUUCUCCACCCUCUGGAUCUACGUCCUUUAACGUUUCAGCACAUUCAGUAUGAGCACCAGCCAGGUUUCUCCUCUCCAUACCUGUACCCAUCGCGGGUAGAUGACGAGCGGGUACAGAGGGCUGGAGAACACGCGACGGUGAACAAAGUGUGCUGUUGAAUCCGGCACUGGAUGCCCAAAGAGUCUUCACGUGAGAGAUCAAAGAAAAUGCUUUACAGUGGUGUAUU